Prunus mume (Japanese apricot) is the source of this 1578-nucleotide messenger RNA. RefSeq lists its product as uncharacterized. Lineage: Eukaryota; Viridiplantae; Streptophyta; Magnoliopsida; Rosales; Rosaceae. The record is from RefSeq and is a predicted model, not a curated record.
UUUUCUCGUACGUUAAUUAAUUUAAUGUAAUUUAAACAGUCGCCUGUAUAAAAACUUAAAAAGGCUUGUAAACCCCACAACCCAAUCCUUCUUCUAAUAACCCCACCUCCUCGUUAUCCAUCGCUCUCCUCCUGCGCCUUCUUUUACCCCCAUAUCCAAGCUUGGCUCUUUUUCCCUCUUUUUCCUCUCCCACUACUUAAUGGGAUUUGGACCAUUCCGUCCUCUACUCGUCGCUUUCUCUUGAGAAAGUUUGUAACUUUCAGGAAGAAGAUGCGAGUCUUAUGAUGUGCCAAUUGAAUUCCAUUUCCGACUUGGUAUUCACUGAAACCAUGAUCAGCUUUUGUGCUUCUGUUUCCUCAAGUCCUCUGUUUUCAAGCAUUGUCACUCUCUACGCUCUGAUCCUCCUCUAUUUCCCGUACCAUUUCAUCAGAAUUGUUUUCUCACCAGUGCCGAUCAUAACAGGAAUUCUCUUACUCACAAUUCUACGACUUGGUGCUGUUCAAAGAUUUGAAGGCGAUGAACACAGAGAAAAGGAAGACAAUUCUUGCCUGCUCGAAACAGAGUGUACCAAAACCAACGAGAGCAAAGAAUGCAAUGAGGAAAACAAAGAAAACAGGGGAAGCACGAGCACCUCCACUCAAAGAACCGAAGUCCAAGAACAAAUCCCAACUUCACCAGAAGCUCAAGAUCACAGCUUUUUCACCUACCAAUCCGAAACGGACUCCGAAAGCGAAAUGGGUUUUGAUCCGAACCCCCGUUUUGAAGACUUUUUCGUCGAGUGGAACCUGAAGGCGCCAUUAGAGGUCAUAUAUGAAGAGAAUGAACGUGAAGAAGAUGAGAUGGAUCGUAAUGGAAAUGACCCGAAUUCGAAACAAGAGCAAGAAAGCCAAGCUCAGGGUCUUGAAAGGUACCCUUCGUUGUCUAUGUAUUACCCGGAGUCGGACUCGGAUAGCUCAUCGGACGGCGGGUAUUCGGUGACCGGAGUUUGGAACUCACCGGAGAGCAUGUGCUUCAGGUGGGAAGAGGAAGACAGAGAAGGGUUGAUAGAGAUUGCUUUGGAGGAAAAUUCAAAGAGAGGCAUGGAUUUUCAAGUUGAUCACGAGGAAGAUAAUUUGAUAGAGAUUGAUAUAUCUCCGACGAGAAACAAUGAAUAUUGCGGCAAGAAAUGGCUGUCUCCCGGCGAGGUUUGAGAGACACGUGGAGGCUAAUGUGGUGGUGGUGGAAUUUUCAACGUUUGGUCCGAAGUGCACCUUUGAUAAGGAGGUGGCGGAGGAGGAGGAGGAUGAGGAGGAGGCAACAAAGUCGUGUACAUGAACAUUGGCAUUUUGGAAUUGUUGGAGAUUUGAUGCAUCAUGCAUGCACAGAAGGAGGGUUGGGGACAAUCUCACAUCAAGAUAGUGAUCCCAAUUUUAGAUGUUUGUGGCCUCGUCAAAGGCUCAAAUCAAGAACCAAAGCCUUACUUAUUGGUUCUCAUCAAUGUGAAUUAUCAUGCAUUUUCUGGGAAGAAAUGUUGGUGUUAUAAAUUCUAGGCAUUCUUAUUAUUUAUCACCAAAACUCAGCUUAAACUGUUUGCAUCAG